This is a messenger RNA of Tripterygium wilfordii, 1248 nucleotides long. RefSeq names its product protein TIC 20-v, chloroplastic. Lineage: Eukaryota; Viridiplantae; Streptophyta; Magnoliopsida; Celastrales; Celastraceae. The record is from RefSeq and is a predicted model, not a curated record. Bases 106 to 801 code for a protein of 231 amino acids. The transcript has 2 exons.
UCGUGGUUCGCACCGGUAGCUACUACAUCCUUCGCUCUCAGUCUGUCUCACUCUCACCACGCACUCUGCCUUUCUGGGUUUUCAGUUCUCUCGAAGUAGAAAACCAUGACCACAUCCAUAUCCAAUCUUCUAUCUCCACGACCGCCUCUUACCUUCUCUCACAAACAACUCUCUCUCAAGCACUCGUCACUUCUGUCUUUUACCAGUUUCACCAAGGAAACAAUAAACAAAGCAAAACCCAGAAGAAGACUCUCCUCCAUCAAUGCCAAAAACAAUGGUAGCGACGACGCAGCUGAUGCCCCAGAUCGUAUAAUUUCAGCUGUCUGUUACUUCUACCCCUUCUUUGACGGCAUUCAAUACGGAAAGUAUGUUAUCACUCAAUUCUCUCCCAUUCAAACCCUUAUACAGCCCUUGGUGCCAGCUAUUAGGGUUUUUAAGAGCUUUCCCUUUAAUGGGUUUUUGGUGUUUCUGACUCUCUAUUUCGUUGUUGUGAGGAAUCAAAAUUUUAGUAGAUAUGUGAGGUUCAACACUAUGCAGGCUAUAGUGUUGGAUGUUUUGUUGAUAUUCCCAGAUCUUUUGGAGAGGACUUUUAACCCAAGAGGGGGGUUGGGGCUUGAUUUGGUGAUGAGUUUGGAUAGCACUGUGUUCUUAUUCCUUUUGAUUUGUUUGAUUUAUGGGUCAUCUACUUGCUUGCUGGGACAGGUGCCCAGGUUACCAAUUGUUGCUGAGGCAGCUGAAAGGUUUGGUUUAGGGGAUACCAGUGGUUUGCAGAUGUUUGCUAUUGUCCGGGAAACUCUUUGAAUAGCUCCAACACAGUUUAAAAGAGACGUGUGGCAUGUGCAUUUUCUUCUGCUCAAAUUUUGGUUUGCUUCUGUAUGGUUGAGUUAUAUGUGAUUUAGGUAUUCUCAUACUGCUAAAUGUAUAACUGUGAGUGAUGAGAUGUUUACCUUCUUUAUGCUGCCAAAAUUUCAUGUUCUUGUGCUGUUAUUUUAUAGGAGCACUUUGCUCUUGAUGAUGUUAGUUGGCUGUUAUAGGAUAUCAUGUAACUACACACCUGCAUUUGACGUGUUUGGGUAAUUGGCUGUUUGGGACUUCUUAGACACACACUAAGCUAGUGUUGUAGUCGAGCCCUGGUUUUAUAAGUUUCGGCGUACAGUAGUAUCCAAAUGUUGAGAUGGAUGCAAAUGUUUUUGUACGGAUCAUGUGGGGCUCAUGAUUUUACAUGGAUUAUGUGUGUCUAUUUUAACA